GGAUCGCCGGUUCUGACUUGGCAGCCUCGCACUCCUGCACCAUUGGGAUCCAGGAGGCAAAGGGAGAGAUGGGUGGCUCCAAGAGCAGUCUUGCCUUCCUCGUUUUGCUUCUGAUUGUCUUGUUGAGCGGGACGUCCAGCGACGCUCAUUCUCUUUCCUAUAAUUUCACCAUCAAUCCUCGGCCCAGACCUGGUCAGCCAUGGUAUGAGGUUCAAGGCGAAGUGGAUCAAAAGGUCUUUCUCUCCUAUGACUGUGGUACAGCUGAGAUCAAGUACUUGAGUCCCUUGGGAGAGGAAGUGAAAAGUAUGAACGCCUGGGAAACACAGGCUGGCACGCUGAGGGACAUUGGAGACUUGCUCAAGGAGCACGUGUCUGACGUUACCCCGGAGAGAUACACAGACAAGGGCCCUCUGACCCUGCAGGCCAGGAUGACGUGCUGGAGUAAACACAACGGACACAUCAAUGGAUCCUGGCAGUUUGGCUUCAAUGGAAAACUGUCCCUCCUCUUUGAUUCAGAGAAUGGACAUUGGAAAGUGGUUCAUCCUGGAGGGAGAUGGAUGAAAGAGAAGUGGGAGAAAGAUAGAACUGUUACUGACUUCUUCAAGAAGCUCUCCAUGGGAGACUGUCGGCGCUGGUAUCAGGCUUUCUUGGAGCGCUGGGAGAGAAUGUUGAAGACCACGGCAUCACCGACCACGGGUCCCCCUACAGUCCAGUCCUCGGCCCCAGCCAUCAGUCCCGUCACCUGGAUCCUCCUCGUGGUCCUCACCAGUUUCAUCAUAACUGUCUUCCGGGGCUGAGUCCUUUCCAGGAACAGGAGAUGGUGCUCCCAGGAAGCCCGACAGGUGCUAUGUCUGCCUUUCUUCUGCUCUUCACUUAGAUCCAGGAGAUCAGACCCCAUGGAUCCUGAGUCUGUUUUCCGGUUAUGAUAACACAGUAGACGCAUCAUCUCAUGAGCUUUAUCACAUUUGAUGAAAUCCUACUCAGCAUCUCUGAAAAAAAACAACACAGAAUCAAUUUAUUUCACUUUCUUCUGGUGCUAAGCGAUGGAAUUUCUGCACUGAAAUGUCCAGGUACUUGAAGAAAUCUCCACAAACAGGACAUUUUUCAUCGUAUUCUAGUUUGUGGUUAAUUAGACUCAGCCUCAUGACCUUGUUCUUGCAAAUGGUAUUGCAAGAAAAAUACCAUCUGGUAUUAUAGGACUCAGGGAUUCUUUCUGUGUCUAGAGAAAUCACCUCAUCCUAUUUUCAAUAGAGCGAAGUUUUGGUUAUGACUGUUCACUUAAUAAUUUAUUAUGCUGAAAGUGCAAGUGUUAGUCACUCAGUUGUGUCUGACUCUUUGUGACCCCGUCGACUGUAGCCCGCCAGGCUCCUCUGUCCAUGGGAUGCUCCAGGCAAGAACACUGAAGUGGGUUGCUGUUUCCUUCUCCAGGGACCUCUCCAACUCAGGGAUUGAACCCGCAUCUCCUGUGUCUCCUGUAUUGACAGGCAGAUUCUUUACCAUCUGAGCCACUGGGGAAGCCCAUUUAUUAUGCUGCUGCUAUUUAAAUCAAAAUCUCAGUACUCCAGAAAACUUGCAGUAUUUAAGUUUCUCUCUUACUAGAGAAGUCAUGAUGUGUCACCAUUUCUCCACCUUAUGGGAUUAAAUGUACCUGGUGCUUCUGAGAAAACAUGGUCUGAGUGGAUGCGUGUGCCCUGUGUUCAUGGCAGCGCUGUUCCCAGCGGCCAGGCCUGGAAGCCACCUCAUGUCCACUGACAGAUGAAUGGAGAGAGAAAAUGUGGACAUAUAUCCAGUGCAAUGUUACUCAGUGUCAAAAAGAGUGAAAUAAUGCCAUAUGUAGCAACAUGGAUGGACCUGGAGAUUGUCAUAUUGAGCAACAUACGUCAGACAGAGAAGCAGAAACACCUUUUGCCAUCACUUAUAUGUGGAAUCCAAAAAGUCGUGAUACAAGUGCUCUUACUUACAAAACAGAAAGGGACUCACAGAUUUAGAGAAUGAAUUUAUGGUUGCCAGGGGGAAAGGAUGGGGGGAUAGUUAGGGAGUCUGGGAUCAACAUGUAGACACUGAUUUAUUUAAAAUGGAUAACCAGCAAGGACCUCCUGUGUACCGCAUAGAACUCUGCUCAAUGUUAUGUGGCAGCCUGCGUGGGGAUGGGAGGGGAGUCGGGGAAGAAUAGAUGCAUGUACGGAAGUGAAAGUGAAAGAAGCUUAGUUGCACAGUCAUGUCUGACUCUUUGGGAUCCCAUGGACUGUAAGCUGCCAGCUCCUCUGUUCAUGGAUUCUCCAGGCAAGGCAGUACUGGAGUGGGUUGUCACUUUCUUCUCCAGGGGACCUUCCCUACCUAGGGAUCAAACCCAGGUCUCUUGCAUUGCAGGCAAAUUCUUUACCAACUGACCCAGCAGGGAGGAUAGAGACAUGUAUGUGUAUGUUAAAUCCCUAGCCUAGCUUCUUUGUGCUGCUCAUUCAGGACGCCUACAUUCCUCUCUGGGUGUAUAUUUCCACUUUGCUUCCAUUUUAAAUAAACAAACUAUUUCUCUAUAUGACUCCAGUAAUAACAUUGGUACCUAUUUUUACAGUUUUUGCCUGCUUGAAACAUUCUUGCUUUCGAAGACGGUAAGAGCCAAGGGAACUGCAUCUCGCCCCUGGUGUUCAGUGUCUAGAAUUCCUCAUUUUACACCAAGCUACCCAGAUUCAAUUCCUGGGCAGGAAACUAAGGUCCCUCUUUAGCACAGCUCACUGCUGUCUCUCUGAGAUCAAUAUUAGGGAAAUAUACACCUUAUAUUAUUACACCUUAUAUUAAAGUGUAAAUAUGCACCUUAAAUAUAUGGGUAGAGGGGCUUCACAAGUUUGUCAUGGGGGAUUUUGCCUCCACCAAGUGUUUUUUAAAAAAAGAAAGUCCUCUCAAAGUUAACCUGGUUCCUUCCCUCUCUAGGCCCUUUAAUGGCUAUUGUUGUUCUUUUCUUUCUAGUCCUUGUUUAUUUAACCUUUUGAUUGACUUUGUGUCUGUAGGAGCUACCAGUUUGAAAUAACACUCAUGGUGGCUCAAGGAAUAUAGCCCGUUCCAGUGGAGGGUGGCCCAGGUCCAUGUAGGUCCUUGUGAGGGACUUCUGCACCUUGAGGGGAGGCUCAGUUCAGAAGUAUUUUCCAGCAAUAUCAUCAGUUUUAAGAAUAAGGUCACAAUGCAGGGAAAAGUCUAAUUUUCCAAAAAUACUUCUGCUAUUUCAGGACUCAGGUAUAUUUUCUAUCUCCAGAGAAACAACUUCACUGUAUUUUCAGUGGAACAAAAUUUUAUGUUGACUGGUUCCCUUCAUAAUUUAUUACCCUAUGGGUGCUGAGUCAUGUUCGACUCUUUCUGAUCCCGUGGACUGCAGCCCUCCAGGCUCCUCUGUCCAUGGAAUUUUCCAGGCAAGAAAGAAUACUGGAAAGGUUCUUAUUUCCUUCUCCAGGGGAUCUUCCUGACCCAGGGGUCAAACCCAUGUCUCUUGUAUCUCCUGCCUUGGCAGGCUGAUUCUUUACCACUAGUGCCACCUGGGAAGACUUUACAGUUCAGUUCAGUUCAGUCGCUCAGUCGUGUCUGACUCUUUGUGACCCCAUGAAUCGCAGCACGCCAGGCCUCCCGGUCCAUCACCAACUCCCGGAGUUUACUCAAACUCAUGCCCAUCGAGUAGAUGAUGCCAUCCAGCCAUCUCAUCCUCUGUCAUCCCCUUCUCCUCCUGCCCCCAAUCCCUCCCAGCAUCAGGGUCUUUUCCAAUAAGUCAACUCUUUGCAUGAGGUGGCCCAAGUAUUGGAGUUUCAGCUUCAGCAUCAGUCCUUCCAAUGAACACCCAGGACUGAUCUCCUUUAGGAUGGACUGGUUGGAGCUCCUUGCGGUCCGAAGGACUCUCAAGAGUCUUCUCCAUCACCAUAGUUCAAAAGCAUCAAUUUUUAAGCAUUCAGCUUUCUUCACAGUCCAACUCUCACAUCCAUACAUGACCACUGGAAAAACCAUAGCCUUGACCAGACGGACCUUUGUUGGCAAAGUAAUGUCUCUGCUUUUUAAUAUGCUAUCUAGGUUGGUCAUAACUUUCUUUCCAAGGAGUAAGCAUCUUUAAUUUCAUGGCUGCAGUCACCAUCCGCAGUGAUUUUGGAGCCCAAAAAAAUAAAGUCUGACACUGUUUCCACUGUCUCCCCAUCUAUUUCCCAUGAAGUGAUGGGACCAGACGCCAUAAUCUUAGUUUUCUGAAUGUUAAGCUUUAAGCCAACUUUUUCACUCUCCUCUUUCACUUUCAUCAAGAGGCUUUUUAGUUCCUCUGUACUCUCUGCCAUACGGGUGGUGUCAUCUGCAUAUCUGAGGUUAUUGAUAUUUCUCCCAGCAAUCUUGAUUCCAGCUUGUGCUUCUUCCAGUCCAGCGUUUCUCAUGAUGUACUCUGCACAGAAGUUAAAUAAGCAGGGUGACAAUAUAUAGCCUUGACGUACUCCUCUUCCUAUUGGGAACCAGUCUGUUGUUCCAUGUCCAGUUCUAACUGUUGCUUCCUGACCUGCAUACAGGUUUCUCAAGAGGCAGGUCAGGUGGUCUGGUAUUCCCAUCUCUUUCACAAUUUUCCACAGUUUAUUGUGAUCCACACAGUUGAGGGCUUUGGUGUAGUCUGUAAAGCAGAAAUAGAUGUUUUUC
Molecule: messenger RNA, 4647 nt
Organism: Dama dama (fallow deer)
Lineage: Eukaryota; Metazoa; Chordata; Mammalia; Artiodactyla; Cervidae
Product: UL16-binding protein 1-like
Exons: 5
Coding region: 69-797 (242 amino acids)
Biological process (GO): antigen processing and presentation of endogenous peptide antigen via MHC class Ib; immune response; antigen processing and presentation of endogenous peptide antigen via MHC class I via ER pathway, TAP-independent
Cellular component (GO): external side of plasma membrane
Source: RefSeq, a predicted model, not a curated record